Messenger RNA from Trichoplax adhaerens, 528 nucleotides. RefSeq lists its product as uncharacterized. Gene Ontology annotation, biological process: protein K11-linked ubiquitination; anaphase-promoting complex-dependent catabolic process. Bases 1 to 528 code for a protein of 175 amino acids. Gene Ontology annotation, cellular component: anaphase-promoting complex. The record is from RefSeq and is a predicted model, not a curated record. The transcript has a single exon. NCBI's taxonomy places the organism in Eukaryota, Metazoa, Placozoa, Uniplacotomia, Trichoplacea, Trichoplacidae.
AUGCUACACAGUGAAAAUCAGGACGACUUAUGUCUCAAUAAGAUCUUCACCAAAGAUCGAGAAGUUGGCAACGAAGCAGUCUGGUCGGUAUCAUCAUGUAAACCAGGCCUAGGAAUUCAUCAGUUAUUAGACAAUAGCUAUGAAACUUAUUGGCAAUCAGAUGGUUCACAGCCGCAUCUCAUCAACAUUCAGUUCUUUAAAAAAACUUAUAUAAGCUGUCUAAAAAUUUACACAGAUUUCAAGCUGGACGAAAGUUACACACCCAAAGAGAUUUCUGUUCGUGUCGGCUUGCAUGAUCAUGAUUUACACGAAAUACAUAAAAUGGAAUUAAACGAGCCAGAUGGUUGGAUAACCAUCCCACUAAAUAUUAGAGCAUUCCUAUUGCAGCUAGCUAUACUCUCAAAUCAUCAGAAUGGACGUAAUAGCCAUCUUCGACAGAUUAAAGUAUGUGUACCUGCUGAUAGCGAUUAUAUAUUCAAUCAUAAGUAUAGUAAUAAUGAAAUGAGAUCUUAUGCAAUGGAUCGAUGA